CGCCACGAUUUAAGCACGGCUUCCUCCGCCCCGACCUCCACACAUAACCAGCACACAGCUCUCGCCUUCUCUCUCCCAUCGGCACACCCGAGCUCGCUCCCUCCUUCCACGUCGAGGUCCGAGUCCUGCUUUGAUGGCGACCGACGUGGCUGAGACUCCCGCGCCGUUGGUGGAUGCGGCCCCAGAGGCGCCCGCCGACGCCCCGGCGGCGCCUGCUGCCGACGCGAAGCCGGCCAAGGCCAAGAAGGCCACCGCGCCGAAGAAGCGCGCCAGCCCGACCCACCCGCCGUACGCCGAGAUGGUCUCGGAGGCGAUCACGUCGCUCAAGGAGAGGACGGGGUCCAGCAGCUAUGCGAUUGCCAAGUUCGUGGAGGACAAGCACAAGGACAAGCUCCCGCCCAACUUCCGCAAGCUUCUGAACGUUCAGCUCAAGAAGCUCGUCGCCGGCGGCAAGCUGACCAAGGUGAAGAACUCGUACAAGCUGUCGUCCGCCGCCACCAAGCCGAAUCCCAAGCCCAAGGCCGCCCCGAAGAAGCCCAAGACCGGCGCUAAGAAGCCCAAGGCCGCUGCCAAGACCAAAGCUAAGACCCCCGCCAAGGCGAAGCCCGCCACAAAGCCCAAGCCCGCCGCGAAGCCGAAAGCCGUAGUGAAGCCGAAGACACCCGCCAAGCCCAAGGCCAAGCCAGCUGCCAAGGCGAAGCCCAAGACCGCCGGCGCUAAGCCGAAGCCACUUGCUAAGAAAGCCGGCCGCCCCGCCAAGGCGGCGAAGACGUCGGCCAAGGACACGCCAGGGAAGAAGGCGCCGGUGGCCAAGAAGUCCGCUGCUGCCGCGAAGAAGGCCCCUGCCAAGAAGGCCGCUCCCUCGAAGAAGGCGGCGACCCCGGUGCGGAAAGCGCCGUCCCGUAAGGCCAAGAAGUAAAGCGGCCAAGAAGGGGGGCGCGAUGCUGUAAAUUUGAUAUCGGAGAGGCUCGGGUACACUGGUCAUUCAGUAUCCGAGACCGAUAGCUGAGGCUAGUGGCGAUGGAGGACUGUGUUAUUACUACUAUAAACUGGUGGUUGUGUUUCUGUAACUGGUGAAUGAUCAAGUUGGAAGCUUUUAGUCUAUCUUAGAUAUAUCAGUGGAUAGUGUUUUUUGUAUUUUCGUUUUCUUUUCCAAUGUGUGUUGGGUCUUGUGGAUUAUCCUUUUUUUCUAAUCUAAUACAAUGAAGAGGCAUGUCUUUUGAAGCUUCCAUAAAAAAAAGUUACUUUUUAA
Molecule: messenger RNA, 1252 nt
Organism: Zea mays
Lineage: Eukaryota; Viridiplantae; Streptophyta; Magnoliopsida; Poales; Poaceae
Product: histone I
Exons: 2
Coding region: 134-919 (261 amino acids)
Biological process (GO): chromosome condensation; nucleosome assembly; negative regulation of DNA recombination
Cellular component (GO): nucleosome; nucleus
Molecular function (GO): structural constituent of chromatin; double-stranded DNA binding; nucleosomal DNA binding
Source: RefSeq, marked validated